Molecule: messenger RNA, 1683 nt
Organism: Cajanus cajan (pigeon pea)
Lineage: Eukaryota; Viridiplantae; Streptophyta; Magnoliopsida; Fabales; Fabaceae
Product: nuclear transcription factor Y subunit A-7
Biological process (GO): regulation of DNA-templated transcription
Cellular component (GO): CCAAT-binding factor complex
Molecular function (GO): DNA-binding transcription factor activity; DNA binding
Source: RefSeq, a predicted model, not a curated record
GUUGGUUUGGUUCCUUGCGAGAGACUAUUUAUGGACCCCGUCGCGUGCUUCUUCUUCAACCAGGCGAAGAAUUGAAGAGAGAUUGUAGAGUGAGAAAGUGUGGAAGGGUUUCGAUAGAGGAGACAUGCUCCAACUCAACCGACAAUUCUAUUACUCUUUGCUUCUUUCUUCAUGCAUCACCAGAUCCCAUAGGGUAUGAUUGAAGGUUUUGAGAAUUAAGGCUGCAAUACUGUACACAUUCUACACAAGGAAUGAUCUAGGAAUUUGCUAUGUUGAAGGUUAAAUGAAGUCGCUCUUCUUUUCAAAUCCUCCUGACACUAUGUACAAUUAUUCACAAGUUGAUUGCAGUGAUUCAAUGGCUCGUACUCCUUAUCCUUGUGGUGAUCCUUAUUUUGGUAGUUCAUUUGUUGCUUAUGGACCACAGGCUAUUAAUCAACCCCAAAUUUUACCCCAGAUGCUGGGAUUAGCAUCCACCAGAAUUGCAUUACCAGUUGAGCUUGCAGAAGAUGGGCCCAUUUAUGUCAAUGCAAAACAAUACCAUGGUAUACUGAGAAGGCGACAGUCACGAGCAAAGCUUGAGGCUCAAAACAAACUCAUCAAAAGUCGUAAGCCAUAUCUUCACGAGUCUCGGCACCGCCACGCAUUGAAAAGGGUUAGGGGGUCUGGGGGACGCUUUCUUAGUGCCAAACAGCUGCAACAGUCUAACACAGAACUUGCCACUAAUGCCCAUUCAGGUCCGGACCCUGUCAACUUUUAUCAGGAGAAAGAUGCAUCAGAGGUGGAAAGUCAUCCCUCAAGAACUGGAGAAAAUGCAUCUAUCACAGCCAUCUCUGGCUUAACAAGUAUGUCCAGUAACCGUGUCAAUUUCAGGCAGCCUGAGCACAACUUCUUGGGUAGCUCCCCAAACAUGGGUGGAUCAUCACAGUGGAAUGGGGGACUAACCUUUGGGGGUGGAGCUCGGCAAUGUGCUUCAGUUGGCCGGUGAGAGGUGGAACCAGUCAAAACAAGUUCACUGGUCUGGCAAAUCAUCCUUGGCUUAGUCACUUUGCUUUCUGUGUUUCAUCAUUCAUGUACGCUACAGAAAUGUUGUCUUUUGGAAGACUCUGCAUUAGCCCUCAGACCUUUGCUAGUGCUUUGCUUUGCCAUGUAUUUUAAAGUUUCUAUUGCUUCUGUUGUUGAACUGGACCAGAAAGUUUGUGCUUAAUUUAACCACUUUCUAUCCCACCGUGGAGGGUCCUUGCUUUGCCCAACCCAAUCUUCAAAACCCCUAUAAAACAAAAUGGAGAGAAGAAAAUGAAAAUUUGAACAGUACUGACAUCAAUAUGUUAUUGGAUGAAGUAAACACAAACUUUUAAAGUAAAUUUUUACCAUACCAACUCACACAUACAUAUCAUUUCCCUUGUCUUCGAGCGACAAUAGAGCUUUGGAGUAAUGUCUGAACUUGUCAGCAUCCAGAAUAUUAUGUUCCCCGAGGCACGAAUCAACGUAAGUUCCUAAUAACAGGCGAUUCUCUUUUCUCGCGUCUUGUCUGUAUCGCUCGGACAUUCUCAUGAAUUCGUUGGUUCUUUCUGUUUUCUCUUCCUCCUUCACUUGGGCAUCUUUGUAACUUGGUUUCUUUCUCAUUUAUUUUCGUUCUUCAUGCUUCAAUCAAUGAUAAGCUGAUAGCAAAUUAUUGUUGUUCCA